Messenger RNA from Carya illinoinensis, 1532 nucleotides. Its product is annotated as (-)-germacrene D synthase-like. Gene Ontology annotation, biological process: diterpenoid biosynthetic process. The transcript is spliced from 5 exons. NCBI's taxonomy places the organism in Eukaryota, Viridiplantae, Streptophyta, Magnoliopsida, Fagales, Juglandaceae. Gene Ontology annotation, molecular function: terpene synthase activity; magnesium ion binding. Bases 1 to 1260 code for a protein of 419 amino acids. The record is from RefSeq and is a predicted model, not a curated record.
AUGUCUCUUCCAGUUUCAUCACUACUUUCUACUCAAACCCAGAAUUCAAAGUCUGUGGUAAAUCGUCCAGAAGCAAAUUUUCGUCCUAGCAUAUGGGGAGAUCGUUUCCUAUCUUUUGCUAACUCCAUGGAAACCGAUGGGUACUUGAAGCAAGUCCAGGAGCUAAAGGAAGAAGUGCGGAGAAUGCUAAUGGCUUCCAUCGAUAAACCAUCACAAAAGCUUGAGUUGAUUGAUGCGAUACAACGCUUAGGCGUAUCUUACCAUUUUGAAAGUGAGAUUGACUCUGUAUUACAACAAAUUCACAAGUACUAUUCUUCCAAUAAAGAUGAACUGGAAAUCUCUGGUCAUGGCCUCUACACCGUUGCUCUCCGCUUUCGAUUACUGAGACAACAAGGUUAUAACAUUCCAAGCGAUGUUUUCAACAAGUUUAAGGAUAGUAAGGGAAACUUCAGGGAGUCACUUGUUGACGAUGUGCGUGGCAUUUUAGCUUUGUAUGAAGCUUCGCAUAUGAGAGUGCAUGGAGAAGAUAUACUUGAUGAGGCACUUGAUUUUACUACCGCUCGCCUUGAGUCGAUGGUGAUUGUAGAUUCAAAUUUUUCUGUUGCUGUACAAGUAAGUCGUGCCUUACAGCGACCCCUUCGAAAGUGUUUGCCACGGUUAGAGGCGAGACAUUACUUGUCUAUCUACCAAGAAAGUGGUUCAUUUAGUGAGGUUUUGUUGAACUUCGCUAAGUUAGAUUUUAACAUACUGCAAGGACAACACCAGAAGGAACUUGCCCAUCUCUCAAGGUGGUGGAAAGAUUUAGACUUCGCAACAGAAUUAUCAUUUGCCCGAGAUAGGGUGGUGGAGUUGUACUUUUGGAUUUUGGGAGUGUACUUUGAACCCCAAUACACUCAUGCUAGGAGGAUUCUUACCAAAAUAAGUUGCAUGAUAUCAAUCAUAGAUGAUACAUUUGAUGCCUAUGGUACAUUAGAAGAACUCGUGCUCUUUACAGACGCAGUUAAAAGGUGGGAUAUCAACUGCAUUGACCAACUCCCCCAAUACAUGAAAUUGAUCUAUAAAGCACUCUUGGGUGUUUAUGAAGAACUUGAGGAAGAGAUGUCCAAGGAAGGAAGGUUCUACCGCGUUUACUAUGCAAAGGAAGGGGUAUAUACAUACAAGUCUAUGACACUAUCAAUUCACUUUAGCUUAAUCUUUUUUCAAGCAAAUGGGAUUUAUAGGCAUAAUAAUUUCGUUUGCUUUAAUGUUUUAACCAGAUGAAGAAUCAAGUUGAAGCCUACUUUGUUGAAGCCAAAUGGUUCAAUGAAAAAUAUGUACCCACGUUCGAGGAGUAUAUGAAUAACGCACUUAUAUCAUGUGCUUACCCCCUUCUUACAACCUUAUCUUUUGUUGGCAUGGGAGACAUCGUAACAAAGGAAGCCUUCGAUUGGGUCUUCAGUCACCCUAGGAUGCUUAAAGCAGCAGAAACCAUAAACAGGCUCAUGGAUGAUAUUGUUUCCACUGAUGUACUUAUAAUUAAUAGAUAGCAUGUC